Halichondria panicea is the source of this 3625-nucleotide messenger RNA. RefSeq names its product serine/threonine-protein phosphatase 6 regulatory ankyrin repeat subunit B-like. Gene Ontology annotation, molecular function: protein binding. Bases 215 to 3526 code for a protein of 1103 amino acids. Lineage: Eukaryota; Metazoa; Porifera; Demospongiae; Suberitida; Halichondriidae. The transcript is spliced from 18 exons. The record is from RefSeq and is a predicted model, not a curated record.
CGGUCAGGCCACGCCCAACUAAAGACUAUCCAUAAGAGUUUACGAUAGAGAUAAUUAUAUCAUAAUACUCUUGAUAAUAAUUAUGGCUGAUAUUAGCCUCUCAUCUCCUUGAUCGAGUAAAGUUAUACCCAAGAGAUCAAGACUAGAUAUUCGAUUGCAGCAUAGAUUGAAGAGUUAGAUUGCAGCCGGAUAGACCAACAAGGUAAACCAUCAGAUGUCUUCUGAAAGAAGGCGUUUCUCAGUGCUGAGUAAACUGGGACAAGCCCAGUCAAAAAUCACAGCCCUCGAGGAUUUCAUUAGAGAGAGGGAGCGUCAAUUCCAUACAGCUGUCACCCGAUUAGAGAGGAGUGAAUCUCGACCACCACCCACAACUGCAUCUAGAAGAAGAGUAGGGCUUACUCAUGACUUGCUUCGUAUGCAUAGCCUUAGCAGCACGGAAGAGAAUCCUGAGGACAGUGAAGCUGGAAAUAUUUUUGGUCAGCCAUUGAAAGAGCACAUCCAGCUGAAGAUUGCUCGUGUCCUAGACACUGGUAAUUGUCAUAUUCCAUUCAUUCUGAGACGUCUCGUAUCGCGCGAGUAUCAUAUUGGGCCUGAGGGUGCUAUCAUCGGUUCUGGUCCAACGUCUACUAUCCGUCUACCUAGCGAGGCUAGAAUUUUGGCCAGUCAUGUUAGCAUCAAGUGGAUUCCUGCUGAAGAAGUCAAUUCUGUCAUAACAGAAAAUCAGCCCAAGCCCACCUUAGUCGAUGGUCAUUUCGUUUUAUCCAACAGUGAAAUUGACGAUUCAUUUUUUGUGCAGCCUGGAGGGCCUUCUCAAACAUCUAUCCUUGAACACUCUCAAUCUGUUUCAGACGAUGAGGACAUUAGCAUGAGCCCUUUAGCGACAUUAAAUCAUGCUCAGAGUGUUCGAAUCAGUCAUGGUGUAACAUUCACUGCCGGUCAACUUGAAUUCACUAUCACUGCAUUACCACUCAAUCAACUUCGCUUGAUCCGAGCCUUCACAGCAGCCAGAAAAGGAGAUUUGUCUCUGUUAAAAUUGAUUUUUGACGAAAGCGUAUCAGGUGGUAUCAUGUCACCCCACAUUAUGGUAACACCCACUAUAGAUACUGACCACCAUAGCUAUUCCACUAUCGCGGUAAUGACAGAAGAAGGCCUGAAUGUCAAUAUCGAGUACCAAUUGCCUGUGUACGAUGAUGAGUCUAUAUUUUCGUACAGUAGUGGGCGACGACGAACGUCGGAGCUUGUACAACGACUGGCUGUUCCAGUCUCUCCUAUGUCUCCAAUGCCUCAAAUCAAGCAGGAGAGACAGCCCCAUCGCUUGUUGCUUCAUGUAGCCAUUGAGAAGAGAGAUGUGGCCAUGGUGAGGUUCUUGCUGGAGAAAGACGCUGAUGUAAACCAGUGUUCUGGAGAGUUCAACCAAAAUGCACUGCAUCUGGCUGCGUUGUUGAACCUAGAUGAGAUCAUGGUGGAACUGCUUAGAUAUGGCGGAGAUAUUGAGAUCAGAGAUGCCAAGCAGUUGCAGCCACUAGCACUCACUUCUAGUUACAACAUCAGGCGGUUGUUGUUGGGAACAAUGCUACUGUGUGCAGCUAGUGACACAGGAGACAUAGAUGAGGUUGUAAGGCUAGUGAGCACAACGUACAUCAGUCCAAAUGGUCGGGGACUGCGCCACAAGAGUGCACUGCAUCUGGCCUCUGCCAAAGGUCAUAAAGUUGUUGCAAAGUUUCUCCUUCUUAAUGGGGCUGGUGUGAACAAUAAAGGUGGCACUCGGCAACGUACACCCUUACAUUAUGCGAGUCUCAACAAUCAUGUGGAGGUGUCAUCCAUACUGUUGGAAGCAGGUGCUAAUGAGUUUGCUCGUGAUGCCUACGGCUACACACCACUCAACCUUUCGAUGGGAGGGGAGAUGUGCAAACUGUUACACAAGGAGCCGCUCUCAUUAUGCCUGGCUGUUCAAAGUGGAGAUAUUGAGAGUGUGUGUCACAUCCUGGCCAAUUGUGAGGAGCAAGCUGGGAAUGAUGACCAGGAGAGACUGGUGGAUCAACGCAACCAGCAGUCCCAUGCACCAUUGCACCUUGCUUGCACAGCAGGAAAUUUAGCCAUGGUUCGAAUUUUGGUCUCUCAUGGUGCUAACCUCAACCUUCCUGGUGGAUCUAAUGGCUGGACCCCACUGUUUUAUGCAGCAAUGGCAGGUCAUGAACAGAUCGUCGAGUUCCUUCUUUCUGUUGGGUCAAGUACAGAGAUACUAGAUACGGAUGGGAAAAGUAUGCAACAUUGUGUGGAAAAUUCCAUGGAGAAAACAGCUGAAAGACUGACGAAACUUGAUAAGAGUGGUCGUUUGGUGUCAGUGGUAGAUUCUCCAUAUAUUCAGGUUGCUGAUCCCACGACAAUGAUUAGACAGGAGAGUGCUUCAUCUUGUUCCCCUGAGAGCGAGAACACCUGGUUGUCUACACGUUUCCAGCAGCUGAAACUUGUGUCACAAUUGUUGACAUCUGGACCGGACAGACUGCUGAAGGCCAUCGAAACAAAAAACUUGUCGGACUUCAGAGAACUACUAAACUCACUUGCUGUUGAUCCAAACACCCAAGUCGAUAAAUACUGUCCUUGCUCUGCGAUUGUGAGAGUGUGCGAGGAUGGCCUGUUGGAGUUUGUGAGGGCAUUAGUGGAAAAAGGAGCUAAUAUUAACGUAGAAGGCACUGCUGAUCAAAUUCCUCUUCAUGCUGCAGCCAGGGCAGGGAGAGCUGAUAUUGUUCAGCUACUAGUUGAAAGUGGAGCUAACGUUGAAAUGAAGAGUGUGGAUACUGCGACCACUGUUCUUCAUGAGGCAGCACGCUCUAAUAGUCUGGAUACAGUGGAGUACUUGCUAUCCAUUAAAGGAGUGGAUAUCGACGCUACUAACAACAGUGGGGAAACGUCUUUUGACUGCUCAUCAGCUGUAGAAAUCAGGAGAAUGCUAGCAUCUGGAGCCAAUCGACUGUUAAUAGCAGCAUCGAUUGGGGAUGACAACGAAGUUAAUCGUUUGGUUGUGGAGGAAAAGAUUGCAGCAUCCCAGGAAUUCAAGCUAGGUCUAACUUCCCUUCAUGAAGCAUGUGAUGCUGGGCACUUGUCCACUGUGAAACUUCUUUUAGAUAUGGAUGCCAAUGUUAACAAACAGACCCAUGUGUCUCUGUUAUCUCCAUUACACAUCACUAGUCGAAACAACUUCAUUGAUAUUGCUAAAAUUCUUUUGCAAGCUGGUGCCAAACUAGAUCUGAAAGAUAGCGAUGGAAAGGUCCCAUUUGAAGUCGCUUAUACUAAUCAAAUGAGGAAGGUACUCGUGGAAGCAAGAACACUUCGAGCCCCACCUAUCAUACUUGAUCAAGGCAACAGCUCUGGUUUAAAGAAGUGUAUGAUUUGCAUGGACAAUGUCAUCAACACAAUAAUCCUACCUUGUGGACAUCAGGCAUUCUGUACGGAGUGUGUUUCCCGCAUCAGUAUUUGUGCCCUGGACCGUCAAGCCAUUGGAGAAGUAAUCACAGUGUACAAAUAACAUGUUUUGAAUAAUUAUAGCACAUUAUUAUUCUUUUGUGUCAUGCAACAACAUUAUUUUUGUCUUGCGACAACUAUAGAGUGUGUUUCAUUACAGCAG